Amoebophrya sp. A120 is the source of this 1413-nucleotide messenger RNA. Lineage: Eukaryota; Dinophyceae; Syndiniales; Amoebophryaceae. The record is from the annotation of a GenBank genome assembly.
AUGGCGCCAGAAGCACAGAUGCCCUGUCGCCAGGAGGUCUUCAGAGGCCGAAAUCCAAGCACGACAAGCGCCGCACUCGAAGCGCCUCGCCAACACGAGGCGCAUUCGGGACGGGAAGUGGUCUCACAAGAGCGUCGUCUUCAUCCUCAUUGCAGGGACGCCACCGGCUCCUGGUUGCGCACCCGCCGGAAGAGCGCGACCACCACGGAAGUAGGGACCACAUCCACGAAUCGCGGUUGGGGGAACUGCUUAUUUUUCCACGACGAGGAACUAAGGGCGAGCAGUGAAAGUGAAGCAGCUGCUGUCCGGGAGUUGCGUUCUACAACGCGGGGUGAACAGGAUACUAGGAGUGACAAGGCGGACGAGGAAGCCGACGCGACCGAAGACGAAUCCGAAUGCGAUCAGAGCACGACCCGCGGGGAAAAUAGGAUAUUCACACCCUUCGUGUUGAAUCCCAGCUUGCAAGACCUCCGCCGCCGUUGCAGCCCACCACGAGCCACUACUAUUUGAACUUGAACGAGAGGACGUGCACCAGGGCACAACAAGCGCGGACACAACAGGGCGGCCUCACGUGAUCGCGUGGACACAAGCGUCCGCCAACAUGGAUGACCUAUUUUGGGGGGCUUGAAGGAGAAAGAAGUAAUGUAGCUCCAUCAACAUUGCCGGUGCUACUAGUACUAUGGGAAAAAGUAGAAAUAACAAGUACGAACUUACAGCUACACCAAGUCAAAGAACUUGAACUGAUGAAAGCCACUGGGUGCCGCUCGUCCUUGAUUACGAGAGAGCGCCGACGUACAGGGUACAUUUGAUAUACCUAGACAUACAAUUCUUGGUGACCACCUUUUGUAUGUCAGAACUCAAAUUUAUAUAGAUGAGUAUGCUUCAGCUUCUUUUCAAAAUAAUUUUUUCGCUUACUGUUACUUAUUGUUCUUUUUAGCCACGUAAUUUUGCAUAUUAAUUGCUCUUUUAAACCACGUAAGUUUGCAUCAAUUUUUGGAAACAAAUUGUUCUUUAUUUGAACCACGUAAUUUUGCAUUAUUUUUUGCAAAUACAUAAAUUAAUAGAGAUGGACUUGGAAAUUACAAUUAGUGUAGGAGGACUGACUUCCUGACGACAUCGGUAGUCCUGUCUUUUUCUUCCCAUGUUUGGAACGCACGUCGAAACACGAAGCGUAGCGCCUCUUGGUUUAGUGCAAAAAAUAGAGUGGUAUUUUGUUAUUGAAACGCCGCCAUCCCCGGUUACGGUGAGUGCUGCGUCAUUUUUUGCUGAACGAAUUCCGGACAGUCGACGUCAUUAGUGAAAAGGAAAACAAUUGGAAAUUGACGUCAUUCUUGAAAACGAAAAUCAAAAUACUAUGGAAAAAACAAAAACCUCCAGAAAAAAACACGAGAGCCUCCACCUGUACUUCUUUUG